GCCGCCCUCUGUCUCCUACUGAGCCAUGAAGGGACUGGUCCUACUGUUGGUUGCCGUGACACUGGGGGAGAGAGGUCUGGGCAAUGUAUUGCAGGAGGUGGUAACCUGCGAUGAGAAAAGCGAUGGUGAACCAGCUGCGAGGCUGGCCAUGCAACAUAUAAACAAAAACCAUCACCAUGGAUACAAGUUCAAGCUCAGCAAGUUGCGUAGCAUCUGGACGGAGAAGGAAGGGCCUGGGUGCGUGCUGCACCUGGGCAUGGACCUCCAUGAGACCACUUGUCACGUUGUCAACCCCAAACCCUUUGAGGAGUGUGAGGUCCGAAGGAUGUGUGAGACACUGGUGAAGGCCGAUUGUAACGUGACAAUUAGUGUUGCCCCGGAAACCACCACUGCUCUCAGCUACGUCUGCAACACUGAACCCAUACCAGUUCAGACACUGAGGGAGAGAGUAGGACAGAGGAUCGUAGUGGAAAGAAGGAUGUGCCCUGAUUGCCCCACGCUGAUGCCCCUCCACCAUCCUGACGGGCUGGCCAGCAUCAAGGCUGCCCUGGCCAAGUUCAACAGAGAGGGCAACCACACCUUCGCCUUCAAACUGCUGGAAGUGGGACGCCUCAGAAGUGGGUGGAUUGACGAACUGGAGAGGAGCGAGUAUGCAGAGUUUGCUGUGGUAGAGACAGACUGCCCUGCCAAAGCCAGGAUACACCCACAGGCCUGCAAGUCGUUGUGCCCUGACCAAGCUCGUCAUGGCUACUGCAAGUCCUCUCUGAUGAGAAGCACGGAUGUGACAGUCGACUGUGAGAUCUACGAAGCAAAGAACUCCACCCAACCAUCUGGAACAGAUCCUAACAAGUGCAGGCCCCAUAUGGGCCAUGGUCCAGUCAUCCAUCCCACCAAACCUCCACACCAUAUGGGCCAUGGUCCAGUCAUCCAUCCCACCAAACCUCCACACCAUAUGGGCCAUGGUCCAGUCAUCCAUCCCACCAAACCUCCACACCAUAUGGGCCAUGGUCCAGUCAUCCAUCCCACCAAACCCCCACACCAUGGGGGCCAUGGUCCGGCCAACCGCCCCACCAAACCCCCACACGAUUGGAGCCAUGAUCUAGACAUCCUCCCCCCCAAACAAAUCCCAGCGGGCCAUGAAAUCAUCCGCCCCCUCCCCCACCAUCCCCUCCCAGGGGACCAGCGCCCUGUUACUCUCCCCUUCACUCCCUGCCAUGGUUUUGUAAAGAUCCCCCCCUCCAUUUAUCCCAUCUGCCCCUUCCCCCACACACACCCCCACCUCAUCCCCCCGCCCUCAAAAGGUGAAGUCCGCCCCCAUCCUAUAGGGGCCUGAACUAGUAGAGAAUGGUAUGUACUGUGCUGCCACCUAGUUAUUUGACGAUGUGUUAUGUAACAGUUUUCGACGUUGCGAAACAUUGGCGCGUGGGGACUUUUCAUGUGUGGGAUUUUUCUGUUGUGUCAGUGAAAUGUUUCGGUUCUGUCAAUGUUAACGCACUUUGACACUAAAAUAAAGGACAUGAAUACGUA
This is a messenger RNA of Osmerus eperlanus (European smelt), 1527 nucleotides long. It is a transcript of the gene ahsgb, whose product is annotated as alpha-2-HS-glycoprotein 1. The record is from RefSeq and is a predicted model, not a curated record. The coding region runs from base 26 to 1333 and encodes 435 amino acids. Gene Ontology annotation, biological process: negative regulation of endopeptidase activity. The transcript is spliced from 8 exons. Gene Ontology annotation, cellular component: blood microparticle; extracellular matrix; extracellular region. Gene Ontology annotation, molecular function: endopeptidase inhibitor activity. NCBI's taxonomy places the organism in Eukaryota, Metazoa, Chordata, Actinopteri, Osmeriformes, Osmeridae.